This is a messenger RNA of Ficedula albicollis (Collared flycatcher), 563 nucleotides long. RefSeq names its product transmembrane 6 superfamily member 2 (gene TM6SF2). Gene Ontology annotation, biological process: regulation of lipid metabolic process; lipid homeostasis. NCBI's taxonomy places the organism in Eukaryota, Metazoa, Chordata, Aves, Passeriformes, Muscicapidae. Gene Ontology annotation, cellular component: endoplasmic reticulum-Golgi intermediate compartment membrane; endoplasmic reticulum membrane. The transcript has 3 exons. The annotation marks the transcript as partial. The record is from RefSeq and is a predicted model, not a curated record.
CUGAACCGCUCUUCCGAUCUCACCUCUCCCUCGCCCACCUGUGCCCCCCCCCAGGUGGUGCUGGACUGCCCGGCCGAUUCCUGCUUUGACUACACCUACCUGCACGAGCCGUACCUGCGCGACCCCGUGGGCUACCCCAAAGUGCAGAUGCUGAUCUACCUGUUCUACCUGCUGCCCUUCCUCCUGCUCGCCAUCUACGCUCUGGCCGUGCCCGGCUGCUCCUGGUUGCCCGACUGGAGCCUGGUGGUCGCCGGCGCCGUGGCGCAGGCGCAGUUCGCCCACCUGGGCUCCUCGCUGCACCCCCGCACCCCGUUCCCGUACCAGACCCCGGACGAGGUGCUGUGGAGUUUCCUCCUCUCCAACCUCCUGUACGCGCUGGGCCCGCAGCUGCUGGCGCUGCGCUGCCUGCGCUCCCCGGCCUUCUUCCUUCCCCCCGCCAACCCGCGCCUGGCCCGCGCCAAAAAGCACCAGUGACGCGUCCUGCUGUCCCCCCCCCGGCGUCGGUGUCACCACCCUGGGGCUGCUGUCCCCACCCCCGGGCUGUUCUUCCCACCCCGGUGGUU